This is a messenger RNA of Saccostrea cuccullata (small rock oyster), 2928 nucleotides long. RefSeq names its product delphilin-like. The annotation marks the transcript as partial. Gene Ontology annotation, molecular function: protein binding. The transcript has 20 exons. The record is from RefSeq and is a predicted model, not a curated record. Lineage: Eukaryota; Metazoa; Mollusca; Bivalvia; Ostreida; Ostreidae.
AAUAAACACUACCUCUACGUACAUGCUGCGAACACAUUAUGACAAUUACCACCAUGCCUUUAAGGAUGUCACACAAAUGGCCUAAAUCUUGUGGAUUUGAUAUAUUUGGUGAAGGUCCAUCUUAUAUUUUAAGUGUAGCCAAAGGAAGCAUUGCCUACAAUGCUGGCCUCUCCCCAGGAGAUGAAAUCAUCGAAUUAGAUGGAGAAGAUGUCACGAAUGCUUCAGCUACGACUCUCAAGUCCCUGGCUAAGCACAGUCGGUCACAGCCCCCCGUCUUGGGAGUGGUAACGAGACUACAGCAGGUAGAGUUAGUGUGCACCAGAGUUUCAGGAUGUGGAUUUGAUGUUCAAGGAAAUAAACCUGUCCGAGUGAAAAAUGUGGAAUUAUCAGGGCCAGCUCAUCAAGCCGGCAUCAAACCAGGUGAUGUUCUUUUGGAGAUCAAUGGUUUUUCCAUCAGAAAACAAGAGGAUAUUAGACCCUUCCUUACUGGGAGACUAAGACGUCUCUCAAUCAGCAUUAUACCAACAGGUAGAAGGAAAGAAUAUAAACGAGUAGCCAGAAGGAAUGUCCAGGCUCAAAAUUCGGCCGGAGAGUGGGGGAGAGUCAAAAGAGCCAAGGCCCUUCAUGAUAGGAUGAACGAGAUUCUAGGGAAUGACUACGAGAAGAAAAUGGCGGUGGUCAGUGUGUUAAAACAGUACGCGGAGGACCGGGAUGUGGACAUGCUGGCCCGAGCUCUGGCCGCCAUUCUCAAGACCCCCAGACAGACAGGGAUAAUACAGCAAAUCAGGCAAUUUAUUCCUCCCAAGCAAAGAGCAAGAUUUGAUGAAUUCCAUAAAUAUCAAAGAGCAAAUAUGAUCAAUUUUGAUGAAGAGGCCUCCAAAUUUGAUCAUGCUCACACAGACAGAAGAGUAAUCCAAGUCUUUCGAGAGGGAGGUAGCUUUGGCUUUGUGAUCAAGGGAAACAACCCUGUGUGUAUUGAGUCGGUGGACCCUAUGGGACCCGCUGAUAAGGCGGGGCUUCAGGCCGGGGACGUGAUUCUGAAGCUCAAUAACAUCGAUGUCAGGAGGUGUACACAUGCACACUUGGUACAGUUACUUCAGGACAGUGGAUCGUCCCCAGAGAUUGAGGUUCUCAGAACUCAGAGAAAUGAAGGUCUGAGUACACUCAGUAUGUCCACAAUGUCUCUCUCCUCCAUCUCGAGCCACGCCUCAUCUCAGUGGAUGAAAGCAGACGGCAAAGAAAUGAUUGACAGCAGUGGAAAGUCCUUCAAAAACCAUGCUGAGUAUCUGCUGACAUCCAAGGAGAGAUCUCACAUGAGAAAAGCAAUGAUUCAGUAUGAUACAUCCAGAAAUGUAGUGGAUUUCUACCACCAAAUCUCCAUGAUACUGGACACACAGUCCAAGAAGACAUUGUGGAAGUUUAUCCUCAUGAAGCUGACCCCUCCUCACCAAGAGUACUGUCUGAAUAAAAUCAACCUGUCUGAGGAAAUCUUACUGGAGGUAGCAGCACUUCCUAGACAAAUUGAAAGAGCUGAUGGCAAGAAAAAUUCCAGGCCUUCCACACCCAAACCACAACCGUCCUCAUUCCAGCAGCAGUGUGAUUACUUGUUGACUUCAAGGGAGAGAACUCACUUAAAGAGGUCACUUAGAGUGUAUGCUCACAACAGAAAUGUGGAGAGUCUGAUCCAGUCAUUGGAGGGUAUUCUGGACACGCCCUCUAAACACACCCUGUGGAUGUACAUCAUUCCUCUCCUGAUUACAGAGCAUCAGAACUACACCAGGGAGAGGCUCAACAUACAAACCAAUAACAAAAAUUCUUUCAAACCAGGAACCUCAGGAAGUCAUCUAGGAUCAACAAGGAGCAGAGUGUUAGGAAAUAUUGAGGAAGAUUUUAAAUAUGGAGCAGCUGCCAGUGCACUGAGAAGAGGCAAGGGGAGAUCAAAUUGGUCCACAUACUCAUCAGAUGAGGAGGAUUUGAGGGACAGAAGUAUAAGGUCAGGGGUCAGAAAGGCCAGAGGUCGUCUGUGGAAGAAGAUGCAUCCUGGGUACACCUACUCUUCAGAUGACAUAGAUCUCAUUGGGAAACAUGGAUAUGAUUUUGAAAGAAAAAGAGUUAGCAAUGGGAAAGGUUAUGACUUUGCUUUAAUGAAAGAACUGGAGGAAACCAGAAAGGCAGUGCAGGAAGCCAAGAAAGCAUUCCAGAUUAACAGGGGAUCAGAAUCAGAGGAAGAUAUCCAUUCAGCCACUAAGUAUGUGACAGUUAUCCCUAUUCCUCAGUUUGAGCAUUCACCUUUGAGUCGUCAUGAGAGCCCCAUCCUGAAUGGACAUGUCCACUCAACCAGCCUUCCUAAUGGUCUUAACGAACCCCCAGAAAUCAUCUUCACCAGCGAGUCUGACAGUGAAGUGGAAAUUCAGCGAACUUUGCCCAAGUCCUUGUUUUCUGUGAAUUCCAUGGAUUCCUUCAACACCAGGGCACUGACUGCCCUGAAGGAACUGGAUGCAGCCAUGGCAGCAGAGGCUUCAGAUCUAGAAUUACGUCCCCUUGGGAUGAAGAAGAAUGGGAGUGUACUGCCCACAUCCUCCCAGUCCCAGUCCUCCACUAAUGAGGACACUGAUCCAGAUACAGACCAAAUGGCAGUACCUCCACCUCCAGCUCCUCCUCCCCCACCUCCACCCCCGCCCCCUUCUCUAGCAACAGAUGUGGGCAUGUCAUCUCAUCAAGUCAAUGUAAAGAGAAUAAACUGGGAAAAGAUUGGUGCUGAUAAAGUGGAAAAUACCAUCUGGGAACAGCUAGGAAAUGAUGACUUGGAUGAUGUCAUCAAAUAUCUGGAAUUAGAAAAUCACUUCAGUAUCCAAAACAAAAGAGCAAAGGUACCGGAGAAAAGAAAUGAGAUAUACAUUCUAAAUCCCAAAAAGGCUUACAACAUUU